CUUUUUUCUUCUACUUCUUUAUCAUGAUCAUGAUGCGUACAACUAAGUUUAUUUGGGCUACAAGUGUUGUGGCGCUAACUUUAAUAAUGCUCUUGGUCGUUUAUACAUCAACACAAACAUUUAGCAUUCAAUUACGGUUUAAUAUAACACCUCUUGUAUCAUCAACAAAUCAAGUAAAAGAAAUUAAUAGAAAUGAUAUUAUGGAAGAAGAAAAGUUUAUUACAUUUUUACCUCAUUCGGGACUUCACAAUCAACGUAUUGAACUUAUUAAUUCUAUAGUUUUGGCAAAGGCAUUAAACCGUACACUUAUCUUACCUCAUAUCAAUAUUGGAAAAGCAAUCCCUUGGAGACCGACUCCUCUUUCUGAAUUACGUUUAAGUGAAUGUACAAAUUCAAGUAAACGACUUAUAAACUCAAUUUGUCGAGACUUUAACAAAUAUACACCUGUUUCAGUAGAAGCUAUCUUUGAUCUAUCAGCAGCUUAUUCUGCAGGUGUUCGUAUUAUUCAACGUGAUAGUAUGUCUCAAUCUUAUUUUCGAGAUACAUGGUCUAUUCCUAAUGAAGAUAUUUAUCGCGUCAAGGAUGUAACUCGAUACUCUUAUCGUAUCUAUGAUUCAAAAAAUAAUCAAAAUGAUCUUCGAAAUUUUGACCAUCGCAUAGAUCUUGAAGAUCUUCAUCAUAGAAAUGAAAAGUUGAUUCUAUUUGGAUCUUUACAUUAUACAAUGCGUUUAGCACUUGAAGAGGGUUCUUAUUUAAAAUGGUUGACUGAGAACUUGCGUAAAGAAAUUAGUAUUUCUCAUCCUAUCGUGAUUCGACAAGCACUUCGUAUUGUUUCUAUUUUAGGUGGUCCUGAUGCCUUUGUCGGUGUCCAUUUACGUCAAGGAGAUGGUUAUUUUAAGGCACUUAUGGAUGACACUUUAAAUACAUUACGAUCCACUCUGGAGCAAAUUAAUCUAACUCCAGAUCAAAUCUUACAAAAUCCAGUAACAGUCACCACUCCAACCCCUCAAACCCUUACAGCUGAAGAUGAAGAAAAAUUAGCCAUAUUAAAGUCCCUUCAUGAAGUAAAAUCAGCCAAUAAGAUGAACUUACUAAGCCAAUGUGUGGCAUGGCACAAGGCUGAUAAUCAUCCUAGAUUACGGCUUAUCUAUAUGGCCACGGAUACUCCACAACCUCGUACGAAAUUAAAGGCAUUGUAUAAUGAAUUUCCCUGUAUAUUUACUCUAUCUGAUUUUCCUGAUAUUGUUGAGAGUACUUUAGCAAUGCCUCCUUUAUUAACUGGUAACCAAAAAUUAGACGAUGAAAUGAUGAAAUAUGGCACACAAAUCUCUUCUUUAUUAUUUCCUUUAAUUGAUGCGGAGGUUGCUUCUCAUGGAUCUAGUUUUAUUGGCACCAGAAGAAGUACUUUCUCUCAAUAUAUUAAUUACAGAUAUAUACGUUUUAAGGCUAUCUAUAAUAACCGCAUCAUAUAAUCAUUAUUAUUUGUAUUCUAUUCUAUUCUAUUCUACUCUACUCUACUCUACUCUACUUUGUAUAAUAUGUAAAUUACUAUUACACUUAACAUUAUUAUUGUUAUAUAUAUAUAAAUGUAUAUAUAUAUAAAUAUAUACCGC
This is a messenger RNA of Cokeromyces recurvatus, 1613 nucleotides long. RefSeq lists its product as uncharacterized. The coding region runs from base 24 to 1472 and encodes 482 amino acids. The transcript has a single exon. NCBI's taxonomy places the organism in Eukaryota, Fungi, Mucoromycota, Mucoromycetes, Mucorales, Mucoraceae. The record is from RefSeq and is a predicted model, not a curated record.